AUGCGGGCAUACAGAAGAAUGCUCGGUUACUCCCCUAUCCCAAGCGACACGGGCGACAUAGGCCCAAGCCCCCAGAGGAGCAUGAUGACUCGAAUCAGUGGCAUGCUUGUACCAGUGGCUGUUAUAACGCUUUCGUUCAUCCUAGGGAUCGCGAUAGGUGCCAACUCCGUCAAGGAUGCCUCGGUACCCGGAGUCUAUCCGCAUGUGAUGCCUGGAUCGGAGUCAGGCCCUUCGCCCGAUAUCAGCAUCCAGACGAUCAACUUGACCUUCACGUACAAUCGUACGUUUGGCGCGGAUCCACACGAUAACGUUGCCACCGAGGAGGCAUGGCAAUCUAUCGUACCUCUCGGCCAAGGAUCAGUACGAUUUCCUCCGAAUAGCCAACAAGUCUACACAUUGUCCGUGGUUCACCAACUGCACUGUUUGUGGUCAAUCCACCGCAACUACUACGCUGCACUGCGCUUUGAUUCCGCCCAUAGGGACAACAUGACCUCUCCUCACAUGCGCCACUGUUUCGACUACCUACGGCAGAGCCUCACUUGCGCAGCUGAUGCGACGAUGGAGCCCGUCGAUCCAACGCUGGGUGGCGUGACUGGGUGGGGGAACGGCCGCGUCUGCCGGAAUUACAGCCAAUUGGCUGGUUGGGCAGAGGAGCAUCGAGUCAACAACCUACGAGGCUUCCUUGGGUCACAUUGA
Molecule: messenger RNA, 696 nt
Organism: Anthostomella pinea
Lineage: Eukaryota; Fungi; Ascomycota; Sordariomycetes; Xylariales; Xylariaceae
Source: the annotation of a GenBank genome assembly